Molecule: messenger RNA, 3164 nt
Organism: Mytilus trossulus (common blue mussel)
Lineage: Eukaryota; Metazoa; Mollusca; Bivalvia; Mytilida; Mytilidae
Product: DNA topoisomerase I, mitochondrial-like
Exons: 19
Coding region: 127-3078 (983 amino acids)
Biological process (GO): chromosome segregation; DNA replication; DNA topological change
Cellular component (GO): nucleolus; chromosome
Molecular function (GO): DNA binding; DNA topoisomerase type I (single strand cut, ATP-independent) activity
Source: RefSeq, a predicted model, not a curated record
AAAUCACAGGUGGUUAAAUCCGGGGUUUUCAAACAUGCGCAGACUGAAUUCUAUGGACUUAGCCGUUUCAGCACAAAUUGCUUCGCCAUAAAACGUGGACCCUGAUUGAAAAAUACUAUCUGCGUAAUGGAAUCUCCGAUGGAGACUGAACAACCUGGAAUGCUUGAGGGUGCUGGUGAUUUUGUUGAGAGCCAACAAAGCGUUGCUGAAAUGAAAGCUAAAUUACAUGAAGAUUCCAGCAGUGUGAACCAUAUUGAUGAGUCGAAACAGAAUGGACAUUUGAGCAACCAUAACUCUUCUAGGAAAAGUGAAGGACACCAUAGUUCCUCUGGGUCAAAGCAUUCCUCAUCCCAUAGUUCGUCAAAGCAUAAAGAUGGUUCAAGCUCCAGUAAGCACAGCAGCAGCAGCAAACACAAAGAUGGGAGUUCUUCUAGUAGCAAGCAUCGUGAUGGACAUAGCUCAAGUAGUAGCAAAAGCAAGGAAGGGAGCUCAUCAAGCUCUUCAAAUAAACAUAGUAGCAGCAGCUCUAGUAGUAAACAUAAGGAAGGGGGCAGUAGUAGCUCAAGUAGUAAGCAUAGGGAAGGACACAGCUCAAGCUCCAGUCAUUCCAAGGACAAGUCACAGAGCUCAUCAUCUAGUUCUAGCAAAGAUAAAAAAGAAAGUUCUAGUAAGUCAAGUAGCAGUUCAAGUGACAAACACAAAUCCGGAAGUAGUUCUGGUGAUAAACAUAAGUCAAGUAGCAGUUCUGGUGACAAGCACAAGUCAAGUAGCAGUUCUGGUGACAAGCACAAGUCAAGUAGUAGCUCAGGUGACAAGCAUAGAUCAAGCAGUAGCUCUGCUGAAAAACAUAGGGAUGGUUCCCCUAGCAAACACAAGGAGCAUAGAGAGAAAGAAAGACAAAAAGAAGAUAAAGAGAACAGAGUAGAGAGGAAGAAAGAAUAUGAUAAUAUCAAAGAAGAACCCAAUGAGGACAUCCAGAAAGAGACUAUGGAAGUAGAUAUCAAAAGUGAACCAGCAUCCCCUGUAAAGAUGUCUCCAACUAAAGCUCCAAAGGAAGAAACAUUGAGUGAUGAUGAUGAAGAUAUAGAUGUAGAUGAUGUACCUUUGUCUAAAAGAAUAAAACAAGAGAAGCCAGUAAAGAGAGAACAACCUGAAUCUGACGAUGAAGAUGAUCAGCCACUUUCAGCCAGAAUGGAAAGUGCAAAGAAAGUAAAGAAAGAAAAAGAUUCUAAAAAACCAAAGAAAAGGAAAUCCUCUAAUUAUGAUGAUGACUCAGAGGAGGAGAAACCAUUGAAAAAGAAAAAGAAAGUAAAAAAUGUAGUUAAACAAGAAGUUACAUCUCCAAAAAAGAAAAAGAAGAAAGGGGAAGAGGAAAAGCAGGAGGUUUGGAAAUGGUGGGAGGAGGAGAGAAGAGCAGAUGGUGUUAAAUGGAACUUUUUGGAACACAAAGGAGUUGUAUUUGCACCUGAAUAUGAACCUCUGCCUGAUGAUGUUCACUUUUAUUAUGAUGGAAAGCCUAUGAAGCUAAGUGAAGAAGCAGAAGAAGUAGCUACAUUUUAUGGUAGAAUGUUAGAUCAUGACUACACAACCAGGGACGUCUUCAAUAAAAACUUCAUGAAGGAUUGGACAAAGGUUAUGACAUCUAAAGAAAAAGAAAAACUCCGAGACUUGAAAAAGUGUGAUUUCAAGGAGAUUGAUGCUUACUUUAAAAGGAAAACUGAGGAGAGAAAAGCUAUGACUAAGGAAGAAAAACUGGUGAUAAAAAAGAGAAAUGAAGAAAUUCUAUUAGAAUAUGGUACAUGUACUAUGGAUGGACACAAGGAAAAGAUAGGUAAUUUCAGAAUAGAACCUCCAAGUCUAUUCAGAGGUCGUGGUGACCAUCCAAAACAGGGCAUGUUAAAGAAAAGAGUUUUGCCACGAGAUGUCAUCAUUAAUUGCAGCAAGAACUCUGAAAUACCAAAACCACCUCCAGGGCAUAAGUGGAAAGAAGUUAGACAUGACAAUACUGUGUCAUGGUUGGCUAGCUGGACUGAAAGUAUUCAAGGGCAAACUAAAUAUGUCAUGUUAAAUGCAGCAUCUAGACUCAAGGGAGAAAAAGAUUGGCAGAAAUAUGAAACUGCCAGAAACUUGUACAAAUGUGUUGACCAGAUAAGGGAGGGAUAUAGAAACGACUGGAAAUCUAAAGAGAUGAGAAUCAGACAGAGAUCUGUAGCUAUGUAUUUUAUUGAUAAGCUUGCCCUGAGAGCUGGUAAUGAAAAGGAAGAAGGAGAAACAGCAGACACUGUAGGUUGCUGUUCACUUCGUGUAGAACAUCUAAAACUCCAUGAGAAAUAUGAUGAUCAAGAAUUUGUGGUGGAGUUUGACUUCCUUGGUAAAGAUUCCAUCAGAUACUAUAACAGAUUACCAAUAGAAAAGAGAGUGUUCAAGAAUUUGUCAUUGUUCAUGGAGAACAAACAGCCAGGAGAUGAUAUAUUUGACAGAUUAAAUACUGGAAUUCUAAACAAACAUUUACAUGACUUGAUGGACGGUUUGACAGCCAAAGUCUUCCGUACUUUCAAUGCUUCUAAAACAUUACAAGAACAGCUGAAAUUGUUGACAGAUCCUGAUGAUCCUAUUCCUGCUAAAUUACUGUCAUAUAACAGAGCUAACAGAGCUGUGGCUGUAUUGUGUAACCAUCAACGUGCAGCACCUAAAAACUUUGACAAACAAAUGGAAAACAUGCAGAAUAAGAUUACUGCCAAGAAAGAUGCCAUCAAAGAAGCUAAGAAAGGAGUGAAAGAUGCUAAGGCUGAUUAUAAAGCCAUGAAAUCUGAAAAGGCUAAACAAAAUAUAGAGAAAAAGAAAAAGACAGUUGAAAGAUUAGAAGAACAAUUAACUAAAUUGGAAGUGCAGGCUACAGAUAAGGACGAGAACAAAGAAAUAGCCUUAGGCACUUCCAAACUGAAUUAUUUGGACCCCAGAAUCUCAGUGGCCUGGUGCAAAAAGUGGGAAGUUCCUAUAGAGAAAGUUUACAAUAAGACCCAGAGAGAUAAGUUCCGAUGGGCAAUAGACAUGGCAGAUGAAACAUUUGAAUUUUGAUGAUAGUCCACAUUAGAAUGCAAUGUCUACAUAAUCUUUCAAAGUUAAACAGGUAUCCAGUAACUUGUGUUCUUCGCUAAACCAAC